ACUAUUUGUUUAAAUAACACUUCAUACCUCGCAUAUAUAAUUCUUGAAUGUGUCGUGUAAACAUGCAAUUAUUCACUAUGCAGAAGUGAACAUCUACUGUAGUGUCAUAGGAAAUAUGUAUCUUAGUAGAACAAUAACAUAAUGAUUGGUGAUUUACAAGAGUUUGUCGAUGCUUGUUGGAAGGAUGUUCUGUCAAUGGUAAACGAGACAGCUGUUUAUAUUGAUCAUGCAGCAGCAGAAUGUCUACAUUGGUACACGGGUGAUAAAGCAUAUAUAACUUUAAAAGAUGCUGGUGCAAUUUCUGUUCAUGAAUUAUCUGUAGAUAAUUUGCGUAAUGUUCAGGCUAAAGGAGCAAAAAAAGCUGUAAUAAUUUCUACAUCAAAGAAUGCUUGUAUUUACCAAAAUACAUUAAAAUUAAUUAUAGAUAAAAAUAAUUUUGAAAAAUGUAUAAUAAUCUGUACGGUAAAUCAAACAAUUUUAAAUUAUACAUCAGUUUCACCUAAUUGUGAAGAAAAUGAAAAUAGUUAUGAUGCUUUAAAAAGAGAUAUAUUAUAUUGGAUGAACGAUAGAACAAUUUCAAAGAAUGCAAAUGUGACGAUAAUGUUUAAGCCAAUUUUCGUAGCAUGUUUAAAGAAAAAUGUAUUUGUUACACCACCUUUUGGAAAUUUAACUGCAUCUGAUUUUGAAGUAUUGAGUACUGACUCGAUAUUUAGUGAUACCAUUAAACACUUAAUAACCUCAUUUCAUCAUCUAUUUUCUUAUUAUAAUGUAAAACAAGAUAUUUACUCUUUAGGAAAAAUGAGUAAUUAUGCAGCAAAUGAAUUAAACCGUUUUUCUACAAUGAUGAAUAAAUCAAAUAGUAGAAUGAAAACAAGGAAAAUAUCUGUAAUAUUUGUAGAUAGAUUACUCGAUUUAUCAACAAUGUGCAGUUACAAUUCAGAAUCGAUAUUAGGAAGGAUCUUAUGUACACUACCUCAUUUACCACAUCACUCCAAUGAUAUUGCAGUACUUAUGGACAAUCUUAGCCUUAAGAGCGAAAAAUGUUCAUUAUCUUUGAUUGUCCCAGGAUGUUUAGCAAGUAAUAAUGAAGAAUUGAUGGAUAUACUUUUUAAUAAGAAACAAGAAAUAGUUUUAUUAAUGUUAAACAAAAUGUUGAUAGAUAUGUCAACUAGCAAUGAAAGUCCAAAAUCUCAUAAAAUCUUAACUAGAAUUUCUGUUCAUAGUUUAGAGAAAAAUAUUAAAAAAUUUCGAGAUACAGAAAGUCUGGAGUCCUUAUCUAAUAACAGUAAAAAACUUCAGUUGAUGUCUGCAGUAGUGCAAGCACUUAAAUCAAAUAAAACUGCUAAAAUUGAAUUUAUUAUAAGUUUAGAAAAAUUAAUCUUGCAAAAUUUGGCAGUUAGUGGAGAUUCUUCAAGUGUAUUAUCACAAUUCAGUAACAUUAUAAAGACAAGAAUAACGAGGGGUUUGGAUAUGGAGAAUUUAUUGGUACUUUUAAUUUAUCUAUAUGCAUUGGCUGGUCCAGAUAUAAAAUUUUCUGACAUUCAUGAAAAUGAAUUAAAAACGGCUUUAAACACUGCAAUAUACGAAGAUAUAAAAAAUUCUAGCAAUGUAGAAUCGACCAAUGAACUUUCCGCAUAUUAUCAAACUUUAUUACUUUUACGUGCUACCGAUGACGAGGCUACAAGAGAAGCGUCAGUGAAAAUGACAGAACAAAUAAUGGAAAUGUUACAUAAAACCUCUUUACAAAGGCAAUCACUAAAGAAGUACAGACAAGUAAUAAAUAAAUCUAAUCCACAUAAUAUGGCCCAACAUGUUGGUAUUUUAGAGAGAUUUGUUAGAGAUUUAUUGGAUAGAACGUCGUAUAUGCCAGAUUUAGGAUUCAUUGACACUGUACCUUCACUAUAUAAAUAUCUAGUAGGUGAUAAUGAAGUACAUCAUCCUUGUGAUUCUCCCUGGGUUAUAAUAUAUGUUCUUGGUGGUAUUACCCCAGAUGAAAUAAGGACCAUAGAAAAUAUUCAAAAAACUAAAGAAGUAACAUCACCUAUAAUCACUAUUGGAGGAACGAGGUUGUUAAAUCCACAAGAAGUGGUGGAUAAGAUUUUAUUAUCAUAUAUUAAAAAUAUCUAAAUUUUUAUCAAAUUUUUAUUUGUUUAU
Molecule: messenger RNA, 2154 nt
Organism: Ceratosolen solmsi marchali
Lineage: Eukaryota; Metazoa; Arthropoda; Insecta; Hymenoptera; Agaonidae
Product: sec1 family domain-containing protein 2
Exons: 11
Coding region: 142-2127 (661 amino acids)
Biological process (GO): vesicle-mediated transport
Source: RefSeq, a predicted model, not a curated record